AUGGAGACCUCUCGCGGCCCUCCGCGGGUCAAGAACAAGGCCGCAGCGCCUAUCCAGAUCUCAGCGGAGCAGCUGCUCCGCGAGGCCGUGGACCGACAGGAGCCGGCGCUGGCGGCGCCGACGCAGCGGUUCGCGGAUCUGGAAGAGCUGCACGAGUACCAGGGGCGCAAGCGCAAGGAGUUUGAGGACUAUGUGCGGCGCAACCGGAUCAACAUGAACAACUGGAUGCGGUAUGCGGCGUGGGAGCUGGAGCAGAAGGAGUUCCGGCGGGCGCGGUCGAUCUUCGAGCGCGCGCUGGACGUCAACCCGACAUCGGUGGUGCUCUGGAUCCGGUACAUCGAGGCGGAGAUGCGCAACCGCAACAUCAACCACGCGCGCAACCUGCUCGACCGCGCGGUCACCAUCCUCCCGCGCGUCGACAAGCUCUGGUACAAGUACGUCUACAUGGAGGAGACGCUCGGAAACAUCCCCGGCACGCGGCAGGUGUUUGAGCGGUGGAUGUCGUGGGAGCCGGACGAGGGCGCCUGGAGCGCCUACAUCAAGCUGGAGAAGCGGUACGGCGAGUUCGAGCGCGCCCGCGCCAUCUUCCAGCGCUUCACGAUCGUGCACCCCGAGCCGCGGAACUGGAUCAAGUGGGCGCGCUUCGAGGAGGAGUACGGCACGAGCGACCUGGUGCGGGAGGUUUACGGCGUGGCGAUUGAGACGCUGGGCGAGGACUUCAUGGAUGAGAAACUGUUCAUCGCGUAUGCCAAGUUCGAGGCGAAGCUGAAGGAGUAUGAGCGGGCCCGGGCGAUCUACAAGUACGCGCUGGACCGGCUGCCACGGUCGAAGGCGAUGACGCUGCACAAGGCGUACACUACGUUCGAGAAGCAAUUCGGUGACCGCGAGGGCGUGGAGGAUGUCAUCCUGUCGAAGCGCCGGGUGCAGUACGAGGAGCAGCUGAAGGAGAACCCGCGCAACUACGACGUGUGGUUUGACUUUGCCCGUCUGGAGGAGACCUCGGGCGACGCAGACCGUGUGCGGGACGUCUACGAGCGGGCAAUCGCACAGAUCCCGCCGUCGCAGGAGAAGCGACACUGGCGACGAUACAUCUACCUGUGGAUCUUCUACGCUAUCUGGGAGGAGAUGGAGGCGAAGGAUAUGGACCGCGCGCGCCAGGUUUAUAACGAGUGUUUGAAGCUGAUCCCGCACAAGAAGUUCACGUUCGCCAAGGUGUGGCUCAUGAAGGCGCAGUUCGAGAUCCGACAGAUGGAGCUGCAGGCCGCGCGGAAGACGCUGGGCCAGGCGAUCGGCAUGUGCCCGAAGGACAAGCUCUUCCGCGGAUAUAUCGACCUCGAGCGGCAGCUGUUCGAGUUCAUCGAGUGGAACGCGUCGAACAGCCAGGCGUGGAUCCAGUACGCGGAGCUGGAGCGCGGGUUGGACGACACCGAACGGGCGAGGGCCAUCUACGAGCUGGGCAUCGACCAGCCCACGCUCGACAUGCCGGAGCUGGUGUGGAAAUCGUACAUCGACUUUGAGGAGUACGAGGGCGAGUACGACCGCGUGCGGCAGCUGUACGAACGGCUGCUGGAGAAGACGGACCACGUCAAGGUAUGGAUCAACUACGCGCGGUUCGAGAUCAACGUGCCGGGCGAAGAGGAGGAAGAGGAAGAGGACGAGGAGCGGCCGAUCAGCGAGGAGGCCAAGCGGCGCGCUCGGGCGGUGUUCACGCGCGCGCACAAGCUGUUCAAGGAGAAGGAGCUCAAAGAAGAGCGCGUGGAACUCCUCAAUGCAUGGCGCUCGUUCGAACACACGCACGGAUCGCCGGAGGAUAUCGACAAGAUCGAGAAGCAGAUGCCGCGGCGGGUCAAGAAGCGGCGCAAGCUGGACGACGACCGCUACGAGGAGUACAUGGACUACGUGUUCCCGGCAGACGACCAGUCGGCGGCGAACCUGUCGAAGCUGUUGCAGAAGGCGCACCAGUGGAAGCAGCAGCAGGGGCAGGCCUGA
Molecule: messenger RNA, 1989 nt
Organism: Aspergillus terreus NIH2624
Lineage: Eukaryota; Fungi; Ascomycota; Eurotiomycetes; Eurotiales; Aspergillaceae
Gene: clf1
Product: putative cell cycle control protein (Cwf4)
Exons: 3
Coding region: 1-1989 (662 amino acids)
Biological process (GO): spliceosomal complex assembly; mRNA splicing, via spliceosome
Cellular component (GO): U2-type catalytic step 2 spliceosome; post-mRNA release spliceosomal complex; Prp19 complex
Molecular function (GO): protein binding
Source: RefSeq, a predicted model, not a curated record